UAUCUAUGGUAAUGACAUGUUCAAUGUUAAUGACAGAUUUACAGUUGAUUAAAUUACUAUAAUUCGUGUUAAUUAAUUGUAUUCAAUUAUAGUGAAAGAGGUAGUUUGAGUACUAGUGAUUAACUUAUACAGAAAGUGGCGAAUUUUAUGGGUAUUUGUAUAAAAGUUGUCAACAAACAUAUCAUAUCGUUCAUAAUUUUAUAGUUAACCUACUUUUGAAUAGGUAUAAGGAACAGUUAAAGAAAGCUAUUUUCACUUUGUUCAACUUUGAUUUGCCCUACAUAUUUUUACUUUGAAACGAAUGUAUGUUAAUAUUAACUUGUAAUCAUGAGUGAUACGACAUCCAAUACAGAAAGUUCGGAUCGCCCUUCGAGUCAACUAAAUUUUGGUGCUUUCAAAGUCCACGUUUUAGCUCACAAAAUUGAUGUGACGUUAUGGGUAAUUAGAAUUCUGACAAUAUUUUUUACAAUUGGUUACUUCAUUCCUGUUUAUUGGAGCUCUUAUAAUGCCUACUAUAAAGCAUUAUUAGCUAACGCAGCCACUAGUGCCCUUCGCUUACACCAGAGAUUAGGAACUGUGCAGUUUAAUGCACAGUUUCUUGCAAAAGUAUUGUUAGAAGAUAGUUGCCAUUAUUUAUUUUAUUCACUCAUAUUUUUAUAUGUACCUCCAGUUACAUUGGUUCUGUUACCAAUAUUACUUUUUGCCAUUUUACAUGCUUCAAGUUAUGCCUUAACGUUACUUGAUACCUUAGGACACAAUGCAUGGUGGGGAGCUCGUCUAUUAAUUUCAGUUGUAGAGUUUCAGUCCAGAAAUAUUUUAAGGCUAAUAAGUUUUACAGAAAUUUUCCUCAUGCCUUUAACUGUAUUUUUGGUGUUGAUGGGCAAAGGUGGUCUUUUGACACCGUUUAUUUAUUACCAUUUUCUAGUCCAACGAUACAGCUCAAGAAGAAACCCGUACACCAGAAACAUGUUCCACGAACUACGUGUUGUUUUUGAAUCAUUUGCAGCCAAACCAAAUAUGCCGGGUUUCAUUAGAUCGUUUAUAUUAUUUGUAAUCAAUUUAACAUGCAAAUUAGCACCUCCGCAAGUUACUGCACAACCUCACACUCAGUAAAAUCAAGAUUGGUUUUUAAACCUCUUUCUUAUGUAUUUUGUCACGUUAUAUUCAGGAAGGUAUUGAUAGUCAUAUUGUAGUGUGUUGCAUUCCAUUAAGUUAGCAUAAAUAUUCUUAUUAAUUAAUAUCAUUAUAAUGUAAACUCAAAUGGUGCAGUUAUUUUUCUUACCUUUUAUUCGUUUUUUAACGAUUUGUUAACCAGACGUAUCUUUGCAAUAUAGAUAAUAUAUUAAUAUUCGCGUUACUAGUUUUUAGAUUUUUUUAAUUCGGUGAAGGAUUUGUUGCAUGCUGUUAUGUCUGCAUGAUUUAUUUAUUCAAAAUGUGAAUGUAAUUGGUCGACGUUAUUUUCUAUUUUUUAAUGGCUCAUUUUUAAGCUACUUAAAUAUCAGAGAACUAACGUUCGAAAAUUGCUAUAUAGAUGGAUUUUGAUUGUCAUCAUUUGUUUUUACUAUUUGAGUAUUGUUAUUGUUUUUUUUUUCAGUAGAACAGUUUAAUUAAAAUCUCUAUUAUCUUGUAUUUUGUUAAAUAU
Agrilus planipennis (emerald ash borer) is the source of this 1642-nucleotide messenger RNA. It is a transcript of the gene Kr-h2, whose product is annotated as Krueppel homolog 2. NCBI's taxonomy places the organism in Eukaryota, Metazoa, Arthropoda, Insecta, Coleoptera, Buprestidae. Gene Ontology annotation, biological process: membrane organization; endoplasmic reticulum tubular network organization. Bases 328 to 1113 code for a protein of 261 amino acids. The transcript has 5 exons. The record is from RefSeq and is a predicted model, not a curated record. Gene Ontology annotation, cellular component: membrane; endoplasmic reticulum.